Molecule: messenger RNA, 1461 nt
Organism: Rotaria socialis
Lineage: Eukaryota; Metazoa; Rotifera; Eurotatoria; Philodinida; Philodinidae
Source: the annotation of a GenBank genome assembly
AUGAUGAAAAAAAUUCGUAAAUAUUUAAGUCAAGCCGUCACUUCUAAUAGUAACAAUAACAAACAAUUUUCUACCUUAUCGGCAAAAUCGAUGGGCGGGUAUUCAGCCUCACCUGAAUCACCAAGGUCACCACCUCCGCUUAACUCGACAGUAUCAACAAAUAGUUAUCAGCCAACAGUCUCAACACCAACUGAAUCAUCAUCGAAUCGUUCGUAUCUACGUUUAAAUAAAUCUUCUGGUCAAUCUCCAUCGCCGUCACCAUCGAAUCAAUCAGUACAUCGUUCAACAUCAAGAUCUCCGGCUACGCCUACAAGUUCUGAUUCAGUUAAACGUAGUUUCUUUCGUUUUAAUUCAACACCAUUAAGUGGUGGAAGUAAUUCAACGCAUUCGAAUAGUUUUUUUAAUCCUAAUUUAACCAUGGGUCAAACGGGUAGUAAUGUUAAACGAAGUCAAAGCGAUAUACAAACAUUUCUUGAUAAAGAAAAAGAAAAAUUUGUCGAAAAAAUCGAAAAUCCUAUUAAACAAAAUAGCCGUUUAGAAGAUUUCGAUUUAAUACGUACGAUUGGCACCGGUUCAUUUGGUCGAGUAUUAUUGGUUACACACCGCAAUAGUACACAUGAGAAAAUUGCUUUGAAAAUUCUUGAUAAACAAGUUGUUGUUAAAAUGAAACAAAUCGAUCAUACGUUAGCCGAAAAAAAAAUUCUUCAAGCUCUCUCAUGUCCAUUCAUUGUGAAAUUAUUGUAUACAUUUAAAGAUAGUUCUUAUUUAUAUUUGGGACUUGAAUAUGCACCCGGUGGAGAAAUGUUUACACAUUUACGUGCAUUUGGACGUUAUACUGAAGACAUGACACGAUUUUAUGCUGCACAAAUUGUACUUGCCUUUGAAUAUCUUCAUCAUUUAGGCGUUAUAUAUAGAGAUCUUAAACCAGAAAAUUUACUUUUUGCAUCUGAUGGUUAUUUGAAAAUGACUGAUUUUGGUUUUGCGAAACGUGUCAAAGAUCGUACAUGGACAUUGUGUGGUACACCAGAAUAUUUGGCUCCAGAAAUCAUUCUCAGUCGUGGUUAUAAUAAAGGUGUUGAUUAUUGGGCAUUAGGUGUACUUAUGUACGAAAUGAGUGCUGGCUAUCCACCAUUUUUUGCUGAUCAACCAAUACAAAUCUAUGAAAAGAUCGUUUCCGGACGUGUUCGUUUUCCAAAUCAUUUCACUGUCGAUCUUAAAGACCUACUUAAAAACUUACUUCAAGUUGACUUGACACGUCGGUAUGGAAAUCUAAAAUCUGGUGUUCGAGAUAUAAAAGAACACCGGUGGUUUCGAGACAUGGACUUUAUUGCUAUCUAUGAAAAAUCUAUUCCAGCUCCAUUUAUACCACGAACAGAUAGAGAAAAUUAUGAAAUCUACGAAGAACAACCACUAACAGUUAGCUCAACCGAACGUUAUCCGAGAGAAUUUGCUGAUUUCUAG